AUGUGGAAGAUGUUUACGCUCAAUGGAACUUACAAGUGCGCGAUAAAAAUCGCGGGCCCGGCAAAGUUUAAAGCGGGCGACUCGGUACGCGUCAGCAAAUACAAGACACUUUUCGAGAAGGGUUACACGCCGAAUUGGAUCACCGAGGUGUUUAAAAUCGUUAAAGUGCAACAUACCAAUCCCGUAACCUACCUACUCGAGGACUAUCGUGGAAAAUCCGUCGCUGGAGCGUUCUACGAGUACGAGUUGCAUCGCGCGACUUAUCCGGACGUGUAUCUCGUGGAGAAAGUACUGCGCAGGAGGGGCGACGAGGUUUACGCGAAAUGGUUGGGAUUCGAUGGAUCGCACAACUCAUGGAUACACAAGGACAAU
This is a messenger RNA of Temnothorax curvispinosus, 372 nucleotides long. RefSeq lists its product as uncharacterized. The transcript has 2 exons. Lineage: Eukaryota; Metazoa; Arthropoda; Insecta; Hymenoptera; Formicidae. The record is from RefSeq and is a predicted model, not a curated record. The annotation marks the transcript as partial.